Molecule: messenger RNA, 1695 nt
Organism: Durio zibethinus
Lineage: Eukaryota; Viridiplantae; Streptophyta; Magnoliopsida; Malvales; Malvaceae
Source: RefSeq, a predicted model, not a curated record
GUAUGUAAUUUUCCCGCUUUCGCUUGUCCAGUAAGUCUGACCCUCUGAAAGAAAAAGAAAACUGUAAACGUGGAAAAAUGAAAUUAUCAAAAUCCACCACACCACUCCAUCAUCAAAAUUCAAAACCCUCCGUUUCCUCAAUAAAGCUCCCCUACCACACGCUGUCCACGGUGUUGCUUCUCUUACACGCCACAUCACCCUUCGCUUCUUUCCAUUAUUGUUUAAUUAAUUACCGCUGCUGUUCUUUGACAGUGUCGUUGAAAGCUCGAAAUGGCUACUGCCAUUCAUUAAAGAAGGAGCACUUGUCCGGAGAUAAUAGACCAGAAAGGAAUAAGUAUUUUGAGUUUGUUUCAUUUCUCUUCGUUUAUAUCAAAUUCAAAUGAUAGAUUUUCCUUUUCUGCUAUCUUAACCUAAAAAUGCCGCAACAAGAAGCUUCUUCAACACCUCGAAGCUCCGCUUAUCUCAACGCUCUCUCUCUAGAAAUCGAGAAAAAGCUUCAGCGGGCAUUAACGUCUGCAUGUCAGAGACGCAACUUAUUACAAGAAUUAUUCGCCGAUAUAGCUUUGGAAGUCGAUGAUCGAGCCAAAGAUAUAAUUCUAAGUAGGGAAGAAGAUGUUAUAUCUCCUGCAAAGUACGGUAUUAAUGGUCAAUUAUGCUUUUAUGAUGUUCUUGCUGAUUAUUAUGUUCGAGUGCCCGAGAGUGGAAAGCCCAGACUUGAUUUGAUUGUGCAACUGUGGAGCCAGUCAUUUGCAAGUCACGUUUUCGCCCUUUUAUUCCAUAAAUGGUUAUUUGAAGUUCAACUGGAUAAUGCAGAUGUACUACUACGUUAUUCCUCAGCGCUUGCUCAGGGUGCAACAAAUGUUUUCUGGAUUGAUAUCCAAUCAAAUACAAGGCGUUUCCAGUCUCUCUUUCAGUACCUCCUUGAUGAAGUUGCAUUGGAGCCGACUCAGUUAAAUAAAAUUUCAGUGCAGGCCCAACGAGAUCUUUACCUUUUACUUUCAAGAUUCAUAUUCUUUUACAACUCAGUUGAAAAACUUGAAAGCUUCUUAAAGCAGUGUCCCACUUUUUCAAAUGCUUUCCUGAUUGGUGGACCUGCAGAUAUACUUGUUAUUGAACUAGCAGAUCAGCUUCAAAAAUUAAAGGUGGAGCCAGUCCUACUGCAUUAUCUUCUGCAGAUUAAGGUUCUCCAAGGCAUGGAACUGAGAAUGGCCACAAGUACACGGUUGAAGACCUGUUUGUAUAGCUUUACUUCUCCCGGUGGUCCAAUGUAUCCUACAAGGGCUGUCCGUCAUGCAGCUUGGGACACCUUAGAUUUGCUUUUUCCUGUUGGACGUUACCCUCGACGUCUUAUAAGUUUGCUCUUUAGACUAUUAUAUCCCUGGUAUUGGUCUUCUUCAUGUGGGAACUUUAUAGUGUCUUGCAUAAAGGCUGUGUUUUAUUUCUUGUUGAGGUUGAUCUUUUCUAGUUGGGGGAAGCUUAGAGAGCCAAAAAGGGCUUAAACAUCCGCCAAUUUCAAACAGUGGUGCAAUAAGUUAUGCACUCAACAACUUGAAGUUGUAUGAUUACAUGAAUUUAGUAAGUAUAUACUUUUUCUGUCUCACUGUAUUUGUUCCUUACUGAAUUUUUGAGUCAAAAGGAAUUUAACUUUGAUAAUUAUUUUUUAAUAAAAUCAUAAAACUAAAAAUUUUUUAAAAA